UCGUCGAGGACGGUUGGGUCCUUCGCCUAGAGCCAAGAGCAGGUCCGUUGAUCAAGCCCAAGGAUGAACCCAGGAGACGCCCAAGCGAAAACGAGUGCGACACGAUGACAUUACCGAGUCUUCCUCACUGUUCAUCAACUUCAUUGUCAAGACUUCCGCCGGUUGCAACAUCCCGGUGAUGAUGUCACCAGUCGCCACCAUUGCAGACCUCAAAUCUACCUUAGAGGCCAAAGGUGUCCCCUACCCUUCUCACCAAAGAAUCGUUUUCCGUGGCCUGGACCUGGAGGAUGACAAAACCUUGAGGGAAUACUCCGUCACCGACAACGACAUUCUCAAUCUGUUUCCCGACAUAAUUGGUGCAAAGUCGGCAAUCUAUCUCUUGUCACCAACCCAACUCAACAACGUCUAUGUCGAGUUCGAGCUGUCUCCCUAUUCUUGGACCUUCAAUACACUCUACAGAGGGGCUUAUGUCUCCUGGCAGGUUUCUGUCAAGCCCGAUGGCACUCUGAAGAACACCGCCACCGACAUUGACUGCAACUGCCUGGUCUGGGAGGCAGAAGCCUGGAUUGAACGAUCAUCCGCAGUCACAGAGGCUCAUUUCUUCAACCCCCGAAACCCUCUUGCAUACUUUGCCGACAACUGUGUCCUGUCAUUUGACAACUUCGUACCCUAUCUCUACCGGGCUCUUGCCAGCCUCACCCUCACUUCGGCAAUGCGAACCGAAAUGGUCGUUUACUGGCUCCCCAAGUUCCAGUCAAUUCGCUCAAGAGGUCUUCAGAUCGCCUUCAACUUCAUCCCGCAGACCGAUUUUGAGAAAGCGGGCAAGUUGACUGUCACUCCUGGCCCUAGCAGUGUCGCCAGAGUCUUUCUCGUCUUCAGAGGCGUAGUCGUUAGCAAGAACGCAGAGAAUCACGCGGAACUGGAUGCGUUGGACUGGCCCAGCAAGAUUGGCAUUGACGUGGAGGGCAUGAUGAACCAGAGCAAGUUCCGCGUCAUGGAGUGGGGAGGCAUGGAGGUGAACAUGGGCUAGAAUGAUUGGGAUUCACUGCUGCCUUCCAGAAUGGUACACCUGGUGCCUCAGGGUGGGUCAACCGUCAAGCAAUAGCAGGCUACUGCGCUUCGAGCUCGACAUAUGAACAUACCUGCGAUGGGAAAUCCUUAUCAUCACGAGGUCUAGUGAGGGAAGUUAGGGAACAGGUCAAUAGAUCCGCCCAGGAAAUCAGCACGUCUUCUGCAUAUCAUGAACUCAGAAGCAUGUGAAAGUUCGUGUUCCACCCUGUAAAGUCUCCACCGCCGUAUGGUAUCUUCAAUUUACAACAUCAUCCUGUUCUAGUACGAGUGGCAGGAAAGUUCAGAAGAUGACAGCUAUCCUUUUUGUUUCUGGUAA
Molecule: messenger RNA, 1387 nt
Organism: Colletotrichum phormii
Lineage: Eukaryota; Fungi; Ascomycota; Sordariomycetes; Glomerellales; Glomerellaceae
Exons: 2
Coding region: 179-1030 (283 amino acids)
Molecular function (GO): protein binding
Source: RefSeq, a predicted model, not a curated record